AUAGUGUGCUUGCGUCAACUUGGGUGAGCUCGCCACUGUCACAGCAUACACCCAUGGAUGUUGACAAGAUUUCAGAUAUUCGCCUCGGCGUAUAGUAUCUGCCAGUAUGGAUCGGUGACCUGCGGUGCAGGCAAUCAUAGCAGCACCGUCGACUCCCCUUUGGACUUCGUGAUGAUGCAACAAUAUGCCUAUGUUGCUCAACUCGUCACCAUACCUGCCCUCGCCCUCUCUAAAAUCAGUAUCUGCCUAUUCUACUACCGGGUCUUUGACUCUGAUCGCCGAGGCCGCCGACUGAUCAUGGCCUUGAUCAUCACCAUGAUCUCCACCUCGAUACCCCUCACCGCCAAAACCAUCUUCCAAUGCCAGCCGAUCGAGGCAUACUGGACGGAAAUGCGGCCAGAUGACAAGUGCAUGCAUGAUCUACCAUACAUGUACUUCUACGGCUCCCUGAAUGUGUUAGUAGACAUAGGCCUGAUCGCCAUCGUCCUUCCCCGAGUCAUCGGUCUCAAUCUCAACAAACGGCAAAAAGGUGCGUUGGUCGGGAUCGUUCUUCUGGGUUGGCUCGCUGCCAUUGCAGGAAUCGUUCGCAUGGUUCGCGUUGGCCAGACGCUAUUAGUCUACAAGUACGACCCAAUGUGGAACGCAUACGACAUCUCAAUCUGGACGAGCACAGAAAUCUACGUCAGUCUGAUAUGCGCCGCUGCGCCCGGUACGAAACCGCUCAUGUCGAAGCUGCUGCCAAAAGUGCUGGGACAAUCUGGGAACAGUAAAGGGCCGACGAGGAACGCUGCUGGGAAAUCGAUUCCGCUGCCAGUGGGGCAAGCUGAGAGGAGGAGGAGACCGAGCACGUUUGCUUAUUUGCAUCAAAGAGGGCUCAGCGUGACGGGACUGACGAUAAAAUAUGGGCAGUAUUCGCAGCUUAGCAAAGGCGUGGAUGAGGAGCCGAUGGAUGUGAAGACGCCGGUGAUGCCAGUGAUGCCGGCGAUGCAUGAGCGACGUCCAAGUCGGGGGAUGACUAUAGUGAAGAAGACGGAGGUUGUGAUUGAACGAAGUCAUGUAUAAAUGUACUGUAG
Molecule: messenger RNA, 1073 nt
Organism: Aaosphaeria arxii CBS 175.79
Lineage: Eukaryota; Fungi; Ascomycota; Dothideomycetes; Pleosporales
Exons: 1
Coding region: 58-1062 (334 amino acids)
Source: RefSeq, a predicted model, not a curated record